AUGAGGGAGGAUGCCACCUGCGCCAUCUGCCUGAAACUGAUGACAGAGCCCGUGAUCAUCGACUGUGGGCACAGCUACUGCCGCGUGUGCAUAGAGGGUACCACUGAGAGCAAACCGGUGACAUUGUCGCAGAGGACAUCUUUCUGCCCACAGUGUCAGACACAAGUUAAUAAUGUAAGCUUAAGACCCAACAAGCAACUGCAAAACCUCAUUGAAACUGUUAAAGAAAUGGGUCUUGAAGAUUUGUGUGAGGAACACGGAGAACCGCUCUGCCUGUUCUGUGAGGACGAUGGUCAACUCAUCUGCUGGUGUUGUGAGCGGUCACCACAGCACAAAACACACGUCACUCUUCUCGUUAGCGAUGCCUGCCUUGUCUACAAGAAAAUACUUCAGAAAACUGUGGGAAAACUGAAGGAACUGGAAAAUCAAUGUAACAGCAUGAAAACAUCGACAGAUAAACAUAAAUUUGAAUAUAUGUGGAAAAUUGGGAUUCAGCAAGCGAAAACCCGGCAUGACUUUAAGAAUCUUAAAACUUUCCUGUGUGAGGAGGAGAAGUGUCAUUUGUGGAGGCUGGAGGGAGAAAGGGAGAAAGUUCUGAAGAGACUUCAGGACGGUGAAGCAAGUCUGGAAAAGCAGAGUCAGGACCUUCAGACCCACAUCCUACAGCUGGAGGAGAAGUGUCGGGCCCCCGCCAAGACGCUGCUUUGGGACGUAAAAGACACCUUAAACAGGAGUUCCACUGUGACACUGGAAUUGCCGGAGACUGUCUCUUUGAGUCUUGAUGAGACAUGCAAUGUUUCUGAGCUUUACUUUGAUGUGAAGAAAAUAACAAAAGGCAAUCAAGGAAGUUCUGGAUCUGCUUCAAGUCACGGCUCCAUUCCUAUAUCUCAGUCUUCUGGAAUCCGGCCAGGAUUGGACAAGAAACCCGAGGGAAGCUGGGACUGUGACAUAUGCCUAGUGCGGAAUAACGCACAUUGUACCAAAUGUGUAGCAUGUGAGAGUUCAAGGCCAAGCACGCAGGCAGAGGGUAAAGGAUUUGGUAUAUCUUUCUCAUCAAUGAAUUCAGCAGCCUCAGCCUUCAAAUUUGGGAUCCCAUCAUUCUCUCCUGGGUCCACUCAGACUGCAUUAAAUACGGAAAACUUUAAAUCUGGAGAUCAGGGAGGCUUCAAAGUAGGUGUGUCAACAGAUUCUGGGUCUAGAAACCCCAUGAAUUUUAACUUUUCUAAAGCAACGGGAGAUUUUAAAUUUGGAAUUUCAUGUGAUUCUAAACCUGAAGAAGCUAAAGACAGUCAGAACAAUAAUAAUCUUAAGUUUGGACUUUUUACUUCUUUAAGCAAUCCAGCUUCUGUAACACCAUUUCAAUUUGGAGCGUGUAAUCUUGGGCAGCAAGUAAAGAAAGAGGAACGGCCUAAACCAUCCCCUGCAGACUUCAUCUUUGGUGCAGCUACAGCUAAGAGCACAGUGAUCUCUGAUAGGAAGAGCGAGUUCAGCUCUGGAACCCUGAAAAACAAGAGUGACUCGAAGACCAAGUUCAGUUUUGGAACCUUGGAAAACAAGAGUGACUCCGGGUCUCCUUUCACAUGGAAGAUGCCAGAAGCUAAAACAGAAUCAUCAGGUGCCAAAGCAGGGUGCACUUCUGGCAACACAGUACCUACAUCUCUGCCAUCUGCCCCAUUGUUUGUUUUGGGAAGGACAGGAGAGAAACAAGAGCCUGUUACUUCUACUUCUCAGGUGUUUGGGAAAAGCACUGAUAACAAAGAGCCAAAGUGUCAGUCUGUGUUUUCCUUUGGGAGGUCAGAGCAAACCAAAGGUGAGUCGACCUUCAGUGUCGGUACAGCCAAACCACGUGAAAAGGAAAUACAACAGCCAGAAAAGGCCACUUUCGCUUUUGGAGAUCAAAGGGAUAAUACAGCUGGUGCAGCGAAGCCGGUUUUUAGGUUUUCAGACAGCAAUUCUUCUAAUUCAAGUACAGCAGCUGCUUCUCCUGGCGGUGGUCUUAUUGGUGGCUUCGCCACUUCCUCCACUGCGCCAGGGGUGGCCUUUUCCUUCGGACAGUCCAGCGGCACUGCAGGCGGCUUUGCCUUUGGUAACUCUAGUGAAUCCAGCACAUCUCAAUCUUCGCUGUUUCCUCAGGAAAGCAAACCAGGCCCAAAUUUGCUGUUUGGCUGCAGUAGAACGAGUUCCAACUUUCCAACAACCCACAACAACCACAACCCAUGUGGAGCAUUCACUUUUGGUGCAAAUCAGAAAGUGCCGGCAGCCUCGGCCCCGCCUUCUGGCUCAGGAGCCUUUACCUUGAACCAGGCCCCAGCAGCGUUCACAAUGGGGUCAAAUGGGCAAAAUGUAUUCUCUUCUGGAACUCCACUUUCUGGCUGCAAGAAAAGGACAAACAUUAGAAGCAAGAAACAGAGGUCACGAUGAUGUCAAACACUAUUUUUAGCCGCUGGUGCCCUUCUUUCACACACUGGGUUCCAGUAUGUGGGGCUUUUCUGAAGUCAGAGUUGCCCAGAUUCUUCCUUAAUUUGGAAACUUUCUUCCCGUUUCUUUUGUUUCACAAAUGCCACAUCUCCCACCUGUUAAAAAAAUAGUAGCCUCUGGUAAUUGAUUUUUUCAGAAAAACUGUUUUAUGAUCCAAUAAAUUAUCCACUGAUUUGGCAUAGGCUAGCCGAGCCC
Molecule: messenger RNA, 2673 nt
Organism: Sorex araneus (European shrew)
Lineage: Eukaryota; Metazoa; Chordata; Mammalia; Eulipotyphla; Soricidae
Product: nuclear pore complex protein Nup153-like
Exons: 10
Coding region: 1-2421 (806 amino acids)
Biological process (GO): protein import into nucleus; RNA export from nucleus
Cellular component (GO): nuclear pore
Molecular function (GO): zinc ion binding; structural constituent of nuclear pore
Source: RefSeq, a predicted model, not a curated record